UUGAAACAUUAAAUUUGAGGAAUCUAGCAGGGAUUUGAUCAUCAAGUUCCCUUCAUUGAAGAAACUUGGAUUUCUUCAAGGAUCAAGCAGGCGAGGUACUCGCGAAUCUUUUUGGGAUAUCUCAAAAUAGAAAUUAUAGCAAACAAAUUUCGCCUGAUGGAGAAGUAAAUUUUUUGUAGUGAUGGGUGUGUCUACAUAGUGCAUUUGCUAAAAGUUUUUAAUGUAAAAUGCGCAUUCAAGCUUCAACUUGAGUCAUUUAAUUGCGUACUUUUUAUCAUUUUUGCGGAAAAGUAAUCAUACACAGCUAUUAUUAUUAUUUUUGUUCAUUUUUCACUACAAAUCCCUCCCAUUACUAUUAUUUUUCUUUUAAAAAAAAUCAUACGUAAAUUCGACAGGAUCCACACUACAACUUGUGAAGGGGGAUAGAAUUAUUUUGAUCAGACACCCUCGUUUAUGGGUUCUUGCUUUUAUUCCAAGUUUAGGAUAGGCGAACAAAUGCAAUUACCAUGGCAAUGAGAGGGAAAAGAAUACGAUGCCAUGACCCAAUGGAACCUUAACUUUAACUUUUUAAUUUUCUUCGACCACUGUUCUCUCCUCUGCAUCUUCAUCCAUUCAUUCACUAUUCAUCUUUCAUUCUUCUCACCUACAACCUGCAUUCCUUUGUGUUUUGGCUGAUUUCUGAUUUGAUUCAAUCACUAUGGCCGACGCACUGCUCAGUGUUGUGUUAGAGAAUCUAAGCUCCUUGAUCAAAGGCGAGAUUGGAUUGAUUGUCGGGGUGGAUGAUGAAAUGAAGAAGCUCGCCAGCAACUUCACCGCCAUCCAAGCAGUGCUGGAAGAUGCUGAAAAGCAGCAACUGGAAAGCCAAGCAAUACGCGACUGGCUAAUCAAGCUCACUGAUCUCACUUAUGAGAUUGAUGAUGUACUGGAUGAAUGUGCUACUCAAGUUUCGAAACAGAAAUUAAAAACGGCUGGAUGGAAAUGGAAUCCUCUUCCUGGCUUGAAAAAUAUUCUGUUUCGAGACCGAAUGGGAAGAAGGAUGAAGCAACUUGCUGAAAGGUUGGAUCAAGUUGCAGCGGAGCGUGACAAAUUUCAUCUGCGCAACAUGGAGGUUACGAGGCCGAGCUAUACUGUCCAUGCUGAGCGUGAGACGGGUGCUGUUCUAAACAAUCCUGAUAAUGUUUACGGCAGGGAAGCUGAAACGGAGAAGAUCGUGCAUAUCUUGGUGAAUGAUGUGAAGGACAAUCAAGAAUUAUCCAUCCUUCCAAUAGUAGGUCUUGGAGGCCUCGGAAAAACUACCAUUGCUCAAUUAGUCUUCCAAGAUCCUCGAGUGGUUGAGCAUUUUGACAAAAAGCUUUGGGUUUGUGUCUCUGAUGACUUUGAUCAAAAGACCUUGUUGAAGGCCAUGAUCGAAUAUGCAACUGGAAGCAGCAUGGCUUCAGAUUUGAUGCACUUGGGAUCUUUGGAAGGCCGAAUCUUCGAGUUGUUGAGCAAGAGAAGGUAUUUGCUUGUGCUUGAUGAUGUUUGGAAUGAUGAUCAGGAGAAGUGGUUCAAAUUAAAAAAUGUUCUGACGUGUGGUUCACCUGGAUCCGCCAUUAUUGUAACCACACGACAAAAGAAGGUUGCUGAAAUAAUGGGAACACUUCCGGAACACAACUUGAAAGAGUUGUCUGAAGAUCACUGUUGGUUGUUGUUCAAGCAGAGGGCUUUCCGACAAGGAGAGGAAAUACAAUUUCCAGAACUUGAAGCUAUCGGGAAGCAAAUAGUGAAGAAGUGUUGUGGUUUGCCGCUGGCUGCCAAGGUGUUGGGAGGUCUUCUACGAUUCAAGAGGACUGAAAAUGAAUGGCUUCAUGUGAAAGAAAGUGAGCUGUGGGAUUUGCCAGAAGAAGAAACUUCGAUCUUGCCUUCUUUGAGAUUAAGCUAUCAUCAUCUUCCUUUGGCGUUGAGACAGUGUUUCGCUUAUUGUUCAAUCUUUCCCAAGGAUUCUAAGAUUUAUAAACAAGACUUGAUACUCCUUUGGAUGGCUCAUGGUUAUAUUUCAUCAAAAGGAGAUUUGGAAGUGGAAGAUGUUGGUGAGCAAAUAUGGAACGAGUUAAUCCUGAGAUCACUUUUUCAAAAUCCCAUUGAUGACGAAGGAAACCCAUCGAUAGAUUCUGUCACAUUACACGAUAUUGUCCAUGAUCUUGCGCAAUCAAUCAUGGAAAACAAAGUUUCAAGAACACACUUGGGAAGUUCAUCAAAUAGCAAAAUCCGCGAGGUGAACUUGUCAAAGCAUCAAGUAGCAUUUCCUAAAAGAAAGCAACUUGAAAUGGACAUAUGUUUUGUCUUGGCAAACUAUAGACGUUUGAGGGUGUUAGAUGCAAGUUUUGAAGUUAUAGAGAAGUUUCCAUCCAAUAUAGGUAAGUUGAAGCAUUUACGAUCUUUGGAUUUAUCUGGAUCUGAUAUUUAUGGUCUGCCUGACUCAUUCUGUAGUCUUUGGCAUUUGAAGAUUUUGGUUCUGAAGUAUUGCCAAAAUCUUGUAAGGCUUCCUAAGAAGAUGAGAAACUUAAAAAAUCUCCGACAUCUUUUUUUGGAGGGAUGCCACUCAUUGAGGGAGACACCCAUUAGGAUUGGAGAGUUAACCCGCCUUAGGACAUUGGAAAUAUUCAUUGUGGGUUGUAAUAAGGGCAAUCAUCUUGAGGAAUUGGAGUUCUUGAAUUUGGGUGGCGAACUUGAAAUUCGGCAUCUUGAAAGAGUGGAGAACCCCUUAGAUGCCAUGAAAGCAAAUCUUGCUGAAAAACACAAUCUUUCUCAUUUGUUUUUGAAGUGGGAGAUCGACAAUGCAUCCAAAUUGGGGGGAGAUCAUAAAGAUGAAAAUGUGCUAGAAGCACUUCAACCUUCCCCAAAUAUCGAAAAAUUUGGUAUAAGUGGCUUCCGUGGUAGACAUUUUCCGAAUUGGAUGACCAACUUGAAGAUGGAUAAACUAGUUACACUUGUGAUAAGGAAUUGCCAAAAUUUGCUGGACCUAUUUCAAAUGGUGGAGAUGCCUCACCUUAAAUCCUUAUAUUUAGAGAAUCUAUCGAAGGUUGAGUACAUUGUUUCAGCUGGGAAUGCAACAAAGAUAAUAUUCCCAUCAUUAGAAGAUCUUGAAUUCGAUAAUGUCCAAAAUCUAAAAGGAUUCUUUAAGGAGGAAGUAGAAGAGAGUUGCCCGAAUCUUCAAACACUUAUUGUUUGCAGGUGCCCUUCAUUGGUCUUGCCGGAGCUUUCGCAAUUAAAAAAGUUGAAGAAAUUGGCAUGCGACAGUAGUUUAAGUUUGGCUUCAUUUUCUAAGCUGGAAAAUCUCAAUCAUCUUUCUGUUAGGAUUGCUGAGGAUAUGAAGUUUAUUCCCCAUGAGUUGCUGGAAUGCUUCCCUAAUCUGGAGAAUUUGGGUAUUUGGAAUGCCGAUGAACAUUGUAUCUCCAUGGAAGUGCUGCAAGGUUUAAACUCCCUCAAGUUUUUGGGUAUAUAUUCGAGUGAGAAGUUGACAUGUUUGCCCGGGAUAUGGUUCUCCCACGCCACGACUCUUGAACAUUUGUAUGUAGAAUCUUGUGCUAAUUUGGUAGACCUGCCGAUGGAAAUCAAAUAUGUUGACACCAUUAGGGAAGUCACUCUUAGCAACCUUCCAAAAAUGGUGUGCAUACCCGAAGCCAUCAGACACCUCUCCUCACUGCAAAAUCUAAAUCUGGGGGACCUUCAAGAGCUUACCUCUCUGCCAGAAUGGUUGGGUGACUUGACAACUCUUCGUCAUCUGUUUAUCCUUUCAUGUCCAAAGCUUGCAUCACUUCCUUCAUGUAUCCAAAGAAUGACAAAUAUCCAGUCUCUUUAUGUGAUAUUCUGCCCGAAGAUACACAGGAGAUGCAAGGAGGGGAUAGGAGAGGAUUGGCACAAGAUAGCCCAUAUUCCUAAUCUGGACAUUAAAUAGAUACCUCUGCUCAUUCUUCUGUGCUAAUUGCCUUCAUCGCCCCUGCUGCCGCCAUUACUGCCUCUUGCUGUUACCUCCAGCUGCAGUAGAGUUGCUGCUGUGGUCAUCUUCCAGUCACUGUCUUCUAAUUUGCUGCAGCCUGUUCCUCUGGUAAUCAGUUUGAUUUGUGUUUCUCUCAUAUGUUGGGGUGUAAUUAUUCGAUUAUUGCUAAUUGAUCUGGUUUGAUUUGGACAGUUCAGAUUUACUCGAUUUGAAAGUUUUAGUUCCCACAAAACAGUCUCUGUCUAAUUGUGUUGUUCUGGGUCGGUUGAAGUUUAAAUAAGCUAACUUAUGUAAGUGAAGACAUUGUCUUCCUUUAAUACACUUGCUCCAUUUAAAAUCAUUCGAUGUUUUACCAUAUCGAGGAAUAAUUUUGAUUAGGGUACUAAUUUUUUUUUUUUUUAUUUAUGACGUGGGAAUCGCCCGCCGCAGCUACUCUUCGAGUGCGCUUUGUGUAAACUCUGGCCGAACAAUACUAAUUUGGAUAUAUAUGAUA
This is a messenger RNA of Andrographis paniculata, 4472 nucleotides long. RefSeq names its product putative disease resistance protein RGA4. The record is from RefSeq and is a predicted model, not a curated record. Gene Ontology annotation, biological process: defense response to other organism. Lineage: Eukaryota; Viridiplantae; Streptophyta; Magnoliopsida; Lamiales; Acanthaceae. Gene Ontology annotation, molecular function: ADP binding. Bases 698 to 3937 code for a protein of 1079 amino acids. The transcript is spliced from 2 exons.